AUGUGUCUCUUUCCAACUGGAAGAACCUCCCAGGAUACGCCCCUUUGUCUUUUUUACGGCGGCCAACUGGUCUGGCUGGGCAUAUCGCCAUCUGGACGGACGCAGAUCCAGCCUGUGACUCCAUACGCUAUGGCCAGCGCUGUCAAUAAUACGAGAAAAUGGAGGAUGCCAAAGAGUGGAAAGUCAAAUAUCAACUGUGAGCUGCUUAUUUUUGGGUCGAAUCUAAGACAUCAAUCGUGUUUUCCAAAGGGACGCCAACUGCUGUCUGCUGAGAGCCUGCUGGAUAUAAAAGACUGGCUGCCCUGCUGUUGA
This is a messenger RNA of Trichophyton rubrum CBS 118892, 312 nucleotides long. RefSeq lists its product as uncharacterized. Lineage: Eukaryota; Fungi; Ascomycota; Eurotiomycetes; Onygenales; Arthrodermataceae. The transcript has a single exon. The record is from RefSeq and is a predicted model, not a curated record. Bases 1 to 312 code for a protein of 103 amino acids.